AUGAGUGGAUGUGUCUCUAUUCCAUGGAAAGAGGUCAAAGGUGAAGAAGCAAUGCUCCUUGACCUAUAUCUACCUGAGGUCCAUCUGAGCCCCGAAGCUCAAACGCGUCUACCACAGAUCCCUGCUGUGAUCUAUUUCCAUGGUGGCGGUAUGACGGUCGGCGACAGGAAAAGUUGGUUCCCUUUGUGGCUACAGCAACGUAUCAAUUCUGCCGGAAUUGCCUUCAUAUCGACAGAUUAUUCUCUCCUACCGCCGGCAUCGGGGCAUCAGAUCGUACGAGACAUACAAGACCUCUUCGGAUUCCUAUCAACUGGUCAGAUGAAUGACUGCUUGAAGGCUGCUUUUCCGCAGACAAAGUUUCUCAUCAACCCAAAUGCUCUCGCCGUAGCAGGAUCAAGUGCAGGAGGACUGUGUUCAUACCUGGCUGCCAUCCACGCAUCCCCCCGUCCAAUCGCUUUGCUCUCCAUGUACGGGAUGGGAGGCGACUUUCUCACACCUCACUACCUUAUCCCGAAAUCGAAACCGUUUUUCCGAGGUCGAGAAAUCCUCGAUCCCAAAGAUUAUGAAGAAUUUCUCUAUCCUCGCUCUGAAUCCCUCCCCAAGACACACUGCUCACCUCUGGCCUAUCACGACAAAAGUUAUGUCAUCCCUGGGUUCCCCGCAAAUCCCAGAAUGCUGCUUUCGAGGCUGUAUCUGCAAAUGGGCACCUACCUAGAUUAUUGGACCGGGGACCAGAGCCCCAGGGUCAGUUCGCUGCUUCGCGACGUGCUCAAACGCCCUCACGAGGAAAAGGAACUUGAGCAGAUAAUCCCCUCUCCACAUCGUGGACUCUUUCCGCAAUUCAAUGUCUCUUCAGAUUGGCCUCCGUCUUUCUUGUGUCAUGGUUCUGACGAUUCGGCCGUCCCAUUGGCAGAAUCACAACACAUCUACGAUCAAUUACAAAAGGCUGGCGCGUCAGUCCAGCUAGAGAUCGUUCAAGGCAAGGAACACUCGUUUGAUUACGAGUUCGGCGCGGAGAGAAUACACGGAGAUCUUUUUGAUCGCAUUAGCCGCUUUCUAGUAUUGACACUAGGCAGCAGGGAGACGGGCUGUUCUGAUGUCAUCCUGUCUUAG
Messenger RNA from Pleurotus ostreatus (oyster mushroom), 1113 nucleotides. RefSeq lists its product as uncharacterized. Gene Ontology annotation, molecular function: serine-type peptidase activity. The transcript is spliced from 3 exons. Gene Ontology annotation, biological process: proteolysis. The record is from RefSeq and is a predicted model, not a curated record. Bases 1 to 1113 code for a protein of 370 amino acids. Lineage: Eukaryota; Fungi; Basidiomycota; Agaricomycetes; Agaricales; Pleurotaceae.